AUGGCUGCCGACCAAGCCAAAGACCGAGGUAACCGUGCCUUCUCCGCGGGCCUCUACGCCGACGCCGUGGCUUCCUUCUCUGAGGCGCUGGCCGUUUCCCCCAGUGCCCCCAACGCGCACAUCUUCUAUAGUAAUCGCUCGGCCGCACAGCUGAAGCUUCACAAGGCCGAGGAGGCGCUGAAGGACGCGGACCAGUGCAUCGCGCUCAAGUCCGAUUGGCCCAAGGGGUACUCGCGUCGCGGGUCUGCUCUGUAUGCUCUAGGGCGUUACACCGACGCUUAUCGAGCAUACAAGGAUGGCCUGAGUCGUGAGGCAUCGAAUGAGGGGCUCCUUGAAGGGCUACGAGCCGUGGAGGCCAAGUUAUUUUCUCAGACAGCCGGCACGUCAUCUCGAGCGUCUUCUUCAGCUUUUACGCUGUCCCCCGCCACCAAUUUGAAGAGUUUUCUGAUUGGCAGCAAAAUCAACAUGUUCCAGCUGUUCCAGUUCACUCUGCGCAGUCUCUUGCUGCUCUUCUUCGUCAACUUUUGGAUUCCAGUGCUACUUUCGAGUUACGUGGCGUACGUCAACUUUUUCAAGGUGGCGCUAAUUAAUCACGCCAGCUACCUAGCGUUUAUCCAUGGGGUACCCAGGUGGAGUGCGAUGUACGCAGAGCGUCUAUUUCUAGACCCGGCAACGCAAGCGCUCUUCUUUUGCCUCGUCUUCUUCUUCUCGCCUCCAUACAGUCUAGCGAUGGUGCCAGUCUUCUUGCAGGAAAUGGUCCACUACUCCACGUAUCUGGGGUCAUUGCUGCAGGUGCUGGGCUUGGCAGAUACGAUGGUGGUGACGCUCGUGACAAGCAAAGCGUUGGUACCGCUCACUGCUUUAAUCAUCAGGGAUUCGAGCUUUCCGACAUUAGCGACGAGUGCUAAAUGGACCAAGCUGUACUCCCGCAUUCCACAGGUGGCUGCGAACAUUGAUCUGGCAAUCGGGUUUGCGAUGAUUGUUGAGCUGCUCCUGCCGUCACGGAACUUCUUGCUGCUUGUGCUGUACUGGCAGGUGAUGCGUGUGCGGUACAUGAUCUCGCCGCAGCUGCAGGAAGCUUUCCGCUCGCUGCAUGCUACGAUUCUCACUAUUGUGAAUCACCCGCGCUGUCCUGCUGCGAUCCCUUCUAUCUACGAGAAGAUCCGUGCGUUGGUUGCCAAGAUGGGCGACGCGGCCUCGCAGCAACAGCAAGAUGCGCCCGGUGCUGGAGGUUUAGUCUCGCGCUGCAACGUCAUGUAG
This is a messenger RNA of Peronospora matthiolae, 1260 nucleotides long. NCBI's taxonomy places the organism in Eukaryota, Oomycota, Peronosporomycetes, Peronosporales, Peronosporaceae. The record is from the annotation of a GenBank genome assembly.